Molecule: messenger RNA, 1569 nt
Organism: Parnassius mnemosyne (clouded apollo)
Lineage: Eukaryota; Metazoa; Arthropoda; Insecta; Lepidoptera; Papilionidae
Source: the annotation of a GenBank genome assembly
AUGGGUAUAGAUAAUAAAAGUUAUGUGAAAUCGGACGAGGACUUGGAGAUGUAUGACAAAGGUCAGAUCGCCAAGGCAGUUGACAAGACCUUUGGUUAUGAGGAGGCGUUAGAUUUAACAGGUCACGGAAAAUACAACUAUGGGCUGCUAUUCGCCUGCUUCAUGAUUAUCAUUGCCAUGGGCAUUGACAUUUUCGGGCUGGGCAUCAUUGCGACCGCCGCUACCUGCGACCUCGGCAUGACUAUCAAGGAGAUUGGCAUUCUUUCGUCUAUGCCGUUUGCGGGGAUCAUCGUGAUGUCGUAUCCUUGGGGAUAUCUGUCGGAUACGCGCGGCAGGAAGCUGGUCCUGAUGUGUGCUAUGUGCGGUAGUUUUGUGAGCGCAACUCUGAGCAGCUUUGCGCCGAAUUGGCAGGUGCUUGCCACCCUCCGGUUUGCUAGCUCCGCAAUGUCCAGUGCCGCUGAAUCUGCGACAUACGCACUUCUAGGCGAGUGCUGCAAUUCCAGGUCUAGGGCGCGAUACAUGCUGCUCAUGACCAGUGCUUUGAUGCUGACUCCUACUUUGUAUUAUAUAUGGGGAUAUUUCAUAACAAAGCUGGACUUUUCCAUCCCGUUCUUGGGAAUAGUGUUCCGUCCAUGGCGUCUUCUGACUUUAGUAAUGGCUCUGCCUUUGGGCCUAGGUGCGUUGCUACUGUACUUCUUUAGUGAGAGCCCCAAAUUUCUAGCCAACAUAGGCAGGAAUGAAGAGGCCGUGGAAGCUCUGAAGAGGAUAUACGUGGGGAACGGUGGAAAACUUGAAAAGUUUCCUGUAAAGGAUAUUUAUUUAGAAGAAGGCAGCAAAGAUACAGUUGGUGAAUUCUCAUUGCGUUCCCUGUGGUCACAGAUCGCUCCUCUGUUCAAACCGCCUUUGUUGUGGAGGACGUUACUUCUCUACUAUCUCACCUUCGUUAUUUAUAUAGCAAACAACAGUUUUGCUAUUAUUCUUCCGACUAUAUUGAACGUGUUCUUCACAUCCUACGCGACCAGCAGCGCCGGUAUGGGCUUCUGCGAUCUCUUCAAGAUGACGGUCUCAAAUAACGUCACCGUAGUCGAAGAGUUAAGUCGGGAAGGGUCCAUGUGCCAGGGAUCGAUUGAGGACAACACUAUAUGGGCGGGAUGUGCUCAUGGGCUCUCGUUCUUCGUUCUCAAUGCACUUAUUUCACAAUGUGCGAGAAGACGAAAGGUUCUAUCGAUCACCAUCCUCCUGGUGGCAGCAGUUGCAGCGUUCGCCAUCGACAAUACGGGUGAACCUCUCUCUGGGCUCAUCCUUUUCUACAUCUUCCUCACAACUGCAAUGGUUUUUGGCGUCGUUUCCUCUUAUUUCGUGGAUCUUUAUCCCACUUCAUACAGAGGCAUGGUGGCGUGCCUGGGCAUGAUGGUGGCGCGGCUGAGCUCGUUCGCCGGCACCAACCUCGUGAGCAGUAACAUGAGCGAGCACUGCUCAGUCACACUUUAUGGAGCCGCCGGCCUCGUCAUCAGUGGCGCUGUGACCGCAGCGUUACUGCCUGCCGAUACACUGUCAAAAUUUCAUUAA